This is a messenger RNA of Tachyglossus aculeatus (Australian echidna), 8019 nucleotides long. RefSeq names its product proprotein convertase subtilisin/kexin type 5 (gene PCSK5). Lineage: Eukaryota; Metazoa; Chordata; Mammalia; Monotremata; Tachyglossidae. The transcript is spliced from 49 exons. Bases 536 to 7219 code for a protein of 2227 amino acids. Gene Ontology annotation, biological process: peptide hormone processing. Gene Ontology annotation, molecular function: serine-type endopeptidase activity. Gene Ontology annotation, cellular component: trans-Golgi network; Golgi membrane. The record is from RefSeq and is a predicted model, not a curated record.
GAGAGAGGUUCCCGAAUCUGGGCUGAGGAGCCGCUCAGCUGCCAACACUCUUACACUGCCGCCUGCUGCUGCUGCUGCUACUGCUGCUCUGGGCCAGAGAGGAGGAGGAGGAUAAUUAGGGAAAGAGAAGAAGGACUGGGGAGAGACAAAAAGAACUAAGGCAGGAAGAAAGAAAAACUCGAAAGACUUUUUUUCCUCUACAAGAGAAGAGAGCGCUACAUCAAAGCUGUGGGAGCACUUUAACCCCUGCAGAGGAGAGACGAGGGCGAGACACCUUAAGAGUCAGAAAUGGUCUGAAGCCAGCGUACGGUUUAGUGCAAUAUUCUAAGAUAUUUCUAGUUUCCUCCACCUAAAACCGGGAGAUUACCGGCUGCUCUUGCUGCUGCUGCUGCUGCUGUUGUCCGUCUGGAGGAGGUGAACGUUAGGGGCCGCGAGAGGAAGGGAAAAGCCUCGGAAAGGCAAGAGAAGUUGUGUGGAGUGGUUUGCUGACGAGGAGGAGGAGGAGGAGAAAGAGGAGGAAGAGCCGAAGGAAAAGAUGGGCUGGAAGAGUGGCUGCUGUCCGGGACGAUUGGACCUGCUCUGUGUAUCCGUCCUCUUUCUGGGCUUCUUAAUGCCCGUGUGCAGGACUCGAAUGUACACCAACCACUGGGCUGUGAAGAUAACGGGGGGAUUCCAGGAGGCCAACAGGAUAGCUAGCAAAUACGGAUUCGUCAAUAUAGGACAGAUUGGCGCAUUGAAGGAUUACUACCACUUCUACCAUAGUAGAACAAUUAAAAGAUCAGUUCUCUCAAGCCGAGGCACCCACAGCUUCAUUUCAUUGGAACCAAAGGUGGAGUGGAUUCAACAACAGGUAGUAAAAAAACGGAUAAAGAGGGAUUAUGAACUCAGUGGCACCCACUCUACUUAUUUCAAUGAUCCCAAGUGGCCAAGCAUGUGGUACAUGCACUGCAGCGAUAACACUCAUCCCUGCCAGUCAGAUAUGAAUAUCGAAGGGGCUUGGAAAAGAGGCUACACCGGAAAAAACAUUGUGGUCACUAUCCUGGAUGAUGGCAUCGAGCGGACCCACCCGGAUCUGAUGCAAAAUUACGAUGCUCAGGCAAGUUUCGAUGUGAACGCAAAUGAUUUCGACCCGAUGCCCCGCUAUGAUGCAAGCAACGAGAACAAGCAUGGGACUCGUUGUGCUGGAGAAGUGGCAGCCGCUGCAAACAACUCACACUGUACAGUAGGAAUUGCAUUCAAUGCCAAGAUUGGAGGAGUGCGAAUGCUAGAUGGAGAUGUGACAGACAUGGUGGAAGCAAAAUCAGUCGGUUUAAAUCCCCAGCAUGUGCACAUCUAUAGUGCGAGUUGGGGUCCCGAUGAUGACGGCAAAACAGUAGAUGGACCUGCCCCUCUGACCCGUCAGGCCUUUGAAAAUGGCAUCCGUCUGGGAAGAAGAGGUCUUGGUUCUGUUUUUGUUUGGGCAUCUGGAAAUGGUGGAAGGAGCAGAGACCAUUGCUCAUGCGAUGGCUACACGAAUAGCAUCUACACCAUCUCUAUAAGCAGCACAGCUGAAAGUGGCAAGAAACCUUGGUACCUGGAAGAGUGUUCAUCCACACUGGCCACGACUUACAGCAGCGGUGAAUCCUAUGACAAGAAAAUAAUCACUACGGACCUGCGGCAGCGUUGCACAGAUAACCACACGGGAACUUCAGCCUCUGCUCCUAUGGCUGCAGGCAUCAUUGCUCUGGCACUGGAAGCAAAUCCAUUCCUGACCUGGAGAGAUGUGCAACAUGUUAUUGUUAGGACUUCCCGUCCAGGACAUUUGAACGCCGAUGACUGGAAAACCAAUGCUGCUGGAUUGAAGGUGAGCCAUCUCUAUGGAUUUGGACUGAUGGAUGCCGAAGCCAUGGUAAUAGAAGCAGAAAAGUGGACCACAGUCCCACAACAGCAUGUGUGUGUGGAAAGCACGGACCGGCAAAUCAAAACAAUCCGCCCCAACAGUGCAGUGCGCUCCAUUUAUAAAGCCUCUGGCUGCUCUGAGAAAUCCAACCACCACGUCAACUACCUGGAACACGUGGUUGUCCGCAUCACCAUCACACACCCCCGGCGGGGGGAUCUGGCUAUCUAUCUCACUUCACCCUCAGGAACCAAGUCCCAGCUGCUAGCCAACAGAUUAUUCGAUCAUUCUAUGGAGGGAUUCAAAAACUGGGAGUUCAUGACUGUUCACUGCUGGGGUGAAAGGGCAGCAGGUGAUUGGGUCCUCGAAAUUUAUGAUACUCCAUCUCAGCUGAGGAACUUCAAGACUCCUGGCAAAUUGAAGGAAUGGUCCUUGGUUCUGUAUGGCACAUCUCUCCAACCUUACUCGCCAACAAAUGACUUCCCUAAAGUGGAGCGAGUGCGCUCCAGUAGAGUGGAGGACCCCACGGAAGACUACCCUCCAGAUGAUUACACAGGUCUGUGUGACCCUGAAUGCAGCGAAGUAGGAUGUGAGGGUCCAGGACCAGAUCACUGCAAUGACUGCCUACACUACUACUACAAAUUGAAAAACAACACUCGAAUCUGUGUCUCAAACUGCCCCUCGGGUCACUACCACGCGGACAAGAAACGCUGCCGAAAGUGUGCCCCCAGUUGUGAGUCCUGCAUCGGAAGCCACAGCAACCAAUGUCUCACCUGUAAAUUGGGCUACCAUCUGAAUGAAGAAACCAGCAGUUGCAUCUCUGACUGCCCUAAUGGAUUUUACCUGGAUCUCUAUAAAAAUGUAUGCAGGAGAUGCAACGAAAACUGUAAGACCUGUACGGAAUUCCAAAACUGCACAGAAUGCAGACACGGCCUGAGCUUACAUGGAUCCAGAUGUUCUAUCACCUGUGAAGAUGGGCAGUACUAUAAUGGCAAGGACUGUGAACGCUGUCACCGCUUCUGUGCCACGUGUGCUGGCUCCGGAGCAGAUGCAUGCAUAAACUGCACAGAAGGUUACUUCAUGGAGGAUGGGAGAUGUGUACAGAGCUGUAGUAGUGGUUAUUACCCUGAUCACUCAUUGGAUAAUGGAUACAAAUCCUGCAGAAAAUGUGAUGCCAGCUGUUUGUCUUGUAAUGGUCCUGGGGACAGAAACUGUACGAGUUGCCUAAGUGGAUAUCUCUUAGAUACAGGGGUCUGCGUCCUGGGAGCAAUCUGUAAGGAUGGGGAGUACAUCGAUGACAGCAGCCACUGCCAGUCCUGUGACGAAUCCUGUUUCAAGUGCCAGGGCCCAACCAAAGAAGACUGCAUCGCUUGUCCUGGCACAAGGAUUUUUGAUAAUGGCUGCUGUGUUGUGCACUGUGCCCCAAAGAAAUUUGAGUUUGACAAACAAUGCCAUCCCUGCCACCACACCUGCCAGGAAUGCCAGGGAAGCGAGCCCUACAACUGUACCUCAUGUGGCAUAGAUAAGUUUAAGAAAGAACGCUUUCUGUACUUGGGAGAGUGCCGGGAAGGCUGCCCUCCAAGUUACUAUCACGCAGAGAACACCUGCCUACCUUGCCCAGAAAACUGUGACGUGUGCAGCGACUCUGCCUCUUGUAUCCGGUGCGUGGGUGGAUACAAACUGCUGACAAACAAGACCUGCCAGAAGUUAAAAUGUGGCCCGGUCUCAAUCCUGACCCUCUCCUUGAGGGCCCUGACAAUGUCUUCUGGGUCCAGAGGGCUGUGGUGGGGUGAGACUCCCAGACCCAUCGAAAGAAUUUCAUCUUUGAUAGUAGAAGAGUUGUUGGAAAGCAUUAAAAUGCGGGAAUGUGAUGGAAUUUAUUGGAACACAAGCCACAGUUUAGUCAUACUUAUAGUGCAGCUGCCCCUGAAAGGGCUGGAAUUAAAUCUCAUGGCACAAACAUGCUCUAGACAACAGGCUGGCCUUCUCAUGGGAUCUCUGUUUGGGAAAAUUCACUUCCAAACGGAGAGCUUAAAUGCUGAUUCGAGCUCAGCCCAAAUGAAGAAGGACUCCUUAGAUUGCAUCAGACAUCAGACGAACUGGGAACUUUUAGAUGAUUUCCUUAAAUGUGAUCCUCCCAAAAGCAGAAUGUCAAACUGUCUUCUGAUCACUUCCAGAAAUCAACCAGAGGCCAAUUCUUUGGCAAAUGAAAAGCUCAUGAGCUUUGCUAACCAGGAGUCAAACUACCAGCAAACAACAGUGUGGCCACCAUAUAGGUAUGCCAGCAAACCAGAAAGAAUCAAAGUAGUUGGGUCAGACAAAGGCCCCUUGGACCAGGAUUAUGAAAGACAGGAAGAAAGCCACAGGAACCUCAGGGGAUCAUGCCUAGGCGGGGAAACGGGAGGAGUCGGCCUGCUCCUGACUCUCCGAUACCAGGAUCACACCAUCCCUCGCUCUCCAUCCAUCACUUUCUCUUCCUUUGAAAUCCACAUCAUCUGCCUUUACCACCCACGAAAAUUACUAGUAGCCGUUAUAUUCCACCCCCUAGGCUUGCUACUGAAAAAAAGCCCUUUGGCUCCAAAAAAAAAAAUGGGGCCAAGAGAUGACUGCAGCAGACUAGGAAUGUGCCUUGCUGGCCUAGUGCAAACGCAGCUCCAGGCUAGAUUAAAAGGAUUUGGCCACCUGGCUGACAUGGGUUAUGAACUGAUGAAGAUUUCCACAGCCCUAAAGAUUCACAAAUCAAAAUUGAACAGCAAUGAUGGCCCCCCCUUUUGUUUUUUCAGCUUGGCUCUUGCAGAGUUGGACAUCUCAGGAUCCAAAGGGCUGUUCACUCUUGCUCCAGGGGACUCCAACUCUAGGCUUUUGGCCUUUUCAGAUAUAACCCAGUUUGUCAUUCCAGGGGAUCCAGAAACCUGCAAAUCAUGCAAUACGGGGUUCUACUUGUUUGAAAACCAUUGCUAUAAAACCUGCCCUGAGAAGACCUACAGUGAAGACUUCAGUUGUCAAGCAUGUGGACAGAAUUGCCGCAACUGCAAUAAAAAUGAGUGCUAUGAAUGUGAAAUUGGCUUUUAUCUCUUUGGGAACAGCUGUGUCAGCGAAUGCACCCCAGGUUCCUUUAGCGAUCCUGAAAACCAAGAGUGUGAACCCUGCCACCACACCUGCAAGACCUGCAAGGGACACCGGAAUGAUGAAUGCAGUAGCUGCAAGGGGGUUAUGCAGCUCGUGGAUGGGAAGUGUUUGAAUCCAUCGAAGGUCCCAAAGGGAAACACGAUCUUGAGCGGCAUCUUGAAAAAAAUUUAUCCUUGUCACUCUUCUUGUAAAACUUGUAAUGGAUCUACCUUGGCAUGCACCUCAUGCCCACAAGGAAAGUUGCUUGACUCCCAAGUCUGCGUCUCUUCCUGUCCCCAAGGAACCUGGCCCUCAGAGAUGAGUGGGAAAUGUGAGAGGUGCAUGGAUGACUGUGUCUCAUGCACGAGCGCUACUCAUUGCCUCCAGUGCCUGUCUCGUCUGGACCAUCCACUCUACCUGCACCAAGGAAGAUGCUACACAAGUUGUCCUGAGGGCAAUUUUGCCAAAACUGGCAACUGCACAAAGUGUGACCCAAUGUGCAAGACAUGUGAAGGAAAUGCCACCAGCUGCCAGUCAUGCGACCAUCAACUCCUUCUAGAGCAGGGAAAGUGCAAGGUCUCCUGUUCUGAGAGGCAUGUCGCCGUGGAGGGUGUCUGUAAGCGUUGCCCGGAGAAGUGUGAAGAUUGCAUUCAUGAAGAAACAUGCAAAGAAUGCUUGCCCAAUUUCUUCCUGUACAAUGAUGGAUGUCAUGAAAAGUGCCCCUCUGGCUUCUACUCUGACUCCCACAACUGCUUCUCCUGCCACGAGGACUGCCUGGAAUGCAGUGGGCCAGAAGCCGAAGACUGUAACCGCUGCAGCUCAGAUUCCUCUGUCUUGUACAAUGGGCAGUGUUUAAGUAGGUGCCCAGUAGGGACUUACUUCGAAGAAAGAACUGGAGAUUGUAAAGAUUGCCACAAGACCUGUCACACCUGCUCCUCGGCUUCGGCCUGCAGCUCCUGUAAACAAGGCCUGGGGAUGAACAGUCAGGGCAUCUGUCUCACGCACAAGGACUGUUCCCGUUCUGAGUACCGAGAUACAGCGACAGAGACCUGUAGGCCUUGUCACAGGAAAUGCUUUCGCUGCAUGGGCCCAGCUGAGGAUCAGUGCCUGAGCUGCCCAGGAGACUGGUGUCUUCUCAAUACAACCUGUGUGAAAGACUGCCCUGCCGGCUAUUAUAUAGAAGAACACCGCUGUUCUGCCUGCCACAGCACUUGUGAAACGUGUGAUGGACCGUAUAGCACCAAGUGCCUCUCCUGCCGGCCGGACUCGUUCCAACUGGGAAAUCAAUGUCUGCAGAUCUGCAGGGAAGGGUAUUUUGCCAACAACUCCAGCAGAAAUUGUGAGAAAUGCAACAAGAGCUGUAAGACUUGUGUGGGGCCUCAGUCCACAGACUGUCUGGCUUGCGAUUCGCAUUUCUUCCUGUUGCGCUCCAAAGGAAAGUGUUCCCGUGACUGCCCUGAGAAUUACUACAAGGACCUGAACAUACACACCUGUGAGAGAUGUCACCCAACCUGCAAGGAGUGCAGUGGAAAGGGCCCAUUGAAAUGUUUAUCCUGCGUGUGGAGCUACAAUUUCAUGGAUGGAAUAUGCAACUCGGACUGCCUUACGGGAGAAUACAGUGUGGGAGAGAAGGAAAAAUUGGAGUGUGCAAAGUGUGAUGAGAGCUGCAUAGAGUGCAAGGGUCCUGGACCCCAAAACUGCACCGUGUGUCCUGCUAACAUGAUGCUCCUUGGAGACGAGGGCCGCUGCCUGCCCUGCUGUAAUGGUUCCAGCCCUGUGGAUGCCCUGGAGUGCUGCGACUGCUUGGAAUUCGUGGAUGAAUGUUUACUCAGAAUGGGCCCCGUUGUGCCCAAAUCAGAGAAUUCCAAGAAGACGACUCUGUUCAUCAUUUCUUCCAUCAUGCUGGUCCUCCUUCUAGGAGCCAUGGGAUAUGUCUGGAGGCGGUCACAAGCCAAAGCCCAAUCAGGUAACAAGACCAGGUACGAGAAACUGUUAGACCACAACAAGACCUACUCCUCCUCCUCCUCCAAGAACAACCUCCAUGAAAGCACCAGCUUCCAGGAGGAUCAGGUGAUAGAGUAUAAAGACCCGGACUAUCUAGAUGAGGAGGAGGAUGAUGACAUUGUCUACAUGGGCCAGGAUGGCACGCUCUACCGCAAAUUCAAGUAUGGACUUCUGGAUGAUGAUGACGAAGAUGAGUUGGAAUACGAUGAUGAGAGCUACUCCUUCAAAUGAACUGGGGCAGAGGGAUAUAUUUUUCCCCUGUGGGUUUUUUCUUUUUCAUCUUUUUAACAUUGAAUGCAGUCCGGCACUUGUAGGUAUCUGCCUAAGAUCACUCAGCUCAGAUACAGAUCAACAUUCAUUGAGUCUCUUCCAAAAGGAAGAGAUUGAGUGGUGUAUUCUCCAGGGCAGGAAGCCCCGAGGGAAAACCGAUAAGUUGUCUCCAAGCUAUUGCGUGUGAUAAAACAGCUUCUUGUGCACCAUUUCCACACUGUAUAUAUGACUUGUGGGUGGUUUCUGGGACCUGCUUCAGGGCAACUUUUGAAUCAAUUUUUCUUUUAAGGGUCUCUUUGCUUUGAACUCCCUUUGGUCCCAUCUUUAAAUCGACAGGAUUGGGAAAGAAGCCCCCUCCCCUCCCUUCCCUCCACAUACCAUCACUACCACCACCAGGGCUGGAUUAAUGCUGUCGCAGUGGAGCAACUGGCCCAAGCCCCACAUUUCCAGUUGUUUCCAAGACCGGGCCAGACUAGAAAAUCCUGGUGGUCCAGUAUGAACUCACAGAAGCCCCUUUAUUUCAACUAUAUCAUUUUUUCUUCAAGUCAGCUCGGAGAACAACACAGAGGAAAUUUUUUAAAAAAGGCUCCUCAGACCUCUCCUCUUUCCCUUCCCUUGUCCCACUCUCAGGUCCGGCCCUGAAUGUUCACAGUCCUGCCCAGCUCCAAGCUACCAGCACCCUUAAUCCAGAUGCAGUCUUUUAGACUGUGAGCCCACUGUUGGGUAGGGACUGUCUCUAUAUGUUGCCAACUUGUACUUCC